UUGGCAAAAUAUCUAAAAUUCAGCCAUAUAGAGAUUUUUAAGCUAUUAUUUUAAUAAAUUAAUUAAACUGAAUUAACCUUAAAGUGUUGCUAUAAAUAGGUACUUGAGUGUAGGAUUUUGGGAUCUGAAAGAAGUGAAAAAAACAAAAACAUAGGCUCAAGAGACCUAUUGUAGUCUCUCUUCUUCUCUAUAAUUUUUCUGUUUCAUGUGUUGAGAAUUGCCUACUCUAGUCUAGGUGAUCAAAGGAAAUUGUGGAAGAGUGCGUAGUUUAAAGAUCUUGUUUAGUCUCUUGUCAUUAUUUUGCGACAGAAAGAAACAAUGGUUAGAGAGAGUGAAGGAAGAAGUCUCAAUAUCCGCUGCGUAAAAGAUUAAAGGCUAUGGGAAAAAUAUUGGUUGAUAGCUCUUGCUGAACAAUCUUAUAUAUCUAAGGACCUAAGGUGUGGCUUUAUGUUGUCCAAAAAAUUAGCAUUGGUGACGUGGCAAGUGAUCCCUGGACACGUGGCUGACACCUGGAAACGUUCUGCUAGAGUAUCGACCAGGAGACACAUUAGAAGCAGUGCGAACUUGUCUUAUCUGCGACCAGUCUGGUCGAUAGCUCCGCAUACAAGGCAACAUUAAUGGGAAGAUCUUUGUGAAUCCCGAAUUUAUCUCACACAAUCUCCUGAGUAUCCGAUUAUUCAGGAAAGAAUAUCUGUAACAAUCUUUUGUAAUCCCCCUUGAGCCUAUAAAUAGAAAGAGAUAGCUCAAGGGAGGGGACUUUUGGCUUUUGAAUCAUUGGAGACUAUAGUAAUUCUCCGAGUAAUAUUGUAUUGUUCUUCAGAGAUCAGUGAAACUCAUUGAACCCUAGUUCUUUGAUCACUCAUCUGAUUUCGUUAUCAAUAUCAACCUAAGUGGACGUAGGUCAUUACCAGAUCCUGGGGCCGAACCACUAUAAAAUAUUGUGUCUUAUAUACUUUCGUCAUUACGUUCUUCUCAUUACUUUCAUUCAUAUCAAGCAUAUUCUGACUCCGUGUCAGUUGGCCAAAUCGUGGGUCAACAUUCUGGUGCUUUCAUUGAGAGCUUGAUUUAUCGUUGUUGAAAAAACUAAUGGAGAAAGCUGGAAAGAAAACUGGACAGGCGGCCGCCGCUGCAUCGUCAAACCCGCCACCUCCUCCUCCUCCUGCAAGCAUGGCAGAGGAUGAGCCACAACUGGACUUUGAGGAGGAGGAAAUGGAUGAUGCAACGCUGAACAGUACCCUGGGCGCGUUGCAGGAAGAACUGGCUAGUCUGAGAGCCAGUCAGGAGACUGCCGCUGAAGUUAUGGCGCGGCAGCAGCAGGAGAUUAAACGGCAGCGCGCAGAAUUGAGCGAAAGGCAGGCGGAGGUGGACCGCCGCCAGAGCGAAGCCAUGGCAGCCCUCGAGGCAGCCUUGCUAUUGGCUAGAAAUCAGGCUGCACCUGCCUCGCAACCUGACCAACCUGUGAAUGGGCCACCCCAGAGGGGUCCUAAUCCAAGCCCACCGAUCCAGCCUUCAAUUCCGCAAAGGCCCGAGCAGCCUCAAAUGCCCCAUGACGAGGCACAGCCACCAUCCCAAGCUGCUCGGGGUAAUCCCCCGCAACAGAGGCAGAAUAGGGCCGAGCAUCAGCCUCGCAGCCCUAGACGCCGUAGGGAUGAUGGGCCGAACCUACCGAACAGAGGUCAGUACCCUCCUGGCAACAGGAGGGACUCAGAGUUAGGCUCUGCGGUCCGGGGCCUCCCACGGCACGAUGAUGCACGGGGACACCACGACCAGCGCAGGCCACCCUCUAACGCUCGGGACGGUUCAGCCAGGAACGGACAUCGAGGGAACAGCCGAUCUCACCAUAGCCAGUCGAGGUUCAGAGAUGGCCACGGAUAUAAUGAGGCCGACUCAGGCAAAGGAAAUGUCGGUGGGAGGAAUGAAGAAAGAGGUAAAGGCAGGAGCCAGGUACCUCAAGAUGACCAACCAAAUAGACAGGAUGCUGGGGGGCAGCCCAGACAAAAUAAUGCCUUCAACCGGCUCGGGGGUAGCGAGCAGCAGAGAAGAGAAGAGGACCUGAGAGAUGUACUCAAUGAUCGCCGUGAGAGGCAUGGAGAGAACGUCCCCCCGGCAACGGAGGCCACAGCGAUUCCUGCCGCUGUACAGGCCCAGAUAGACGCCCUCAACCAGGCAGUGCAACAGCUGGUCGGGGGAAGGACUUCUUACAUCGACCACGAUAGGAGGAAAGGCACUCCUUUCGUACAGAGGAUAGAUAACACCGAAACUCCCAGCAAAUUCAAGAUGCCCACGCUCCCAAACUUUAACGGAUAUGGAGACCCAGUCUCGCAUGUCAAUAAGUUUGAAAUUCAAAUGGACAUUCAGAAAGUGUCCGAAGACGCUCGGUGCAGGAUCUUCCCUGCAACACUUUCUGAAGCUGCGCAGGAGUGGUUCUUCAAAUUCCCUCCCGCAAGCAUUGUUUCCUGGGAAAUGUUCGUACGGGAGUUCUACGGACAGUUCUAUGCUGGUCGUGUACACCCAACCGAAGCAAACCAGCUAGUCGAAAUUCGCCAGCAGGAUGGGGAGUCAGUGAAAGACUACAUCCAACGUUUUAUGCGAGCAGCAGCUGGAGCGAAGACGGUCGGGAACGAAGGGAAGAUGAUGGCCAUAACUACAGGAGUAAAACGACGUUCUCCCCUCUGGAAGAGUCUCCGAAAGGAAGGGGUGAGAACUACCCAAGAAUUUUUGGACCGAGCUGAUCGCUAUAUCAAGCUUGAAGAAGCCAUUGUCGAUGAUGGAAAGCCCUCAGGCAAGGACAAGAAGGCUUCUGAACCCGCCAAGGCCGCCAAUGGGCCCAAACCUAGUGGCAACGGAAAAAGCAACGAGAACGGCAACGGUAAUGGCAAGAACGGUGGAAAAUGGCCGUAUAACGAGCCUUCCACCUCCGACAACAAACGAGCUAAGGGUAAUCGUUAUGAGCCUCGGUUCACUAACUACACUGCCCUCGUUGAGUCUCGGGGAGAGGUUUACCAGGCCACAAGUUCCAGUGUGCCUUACAAGAAACCUGGGCCCAUUCGAAAGGACAUUUCGAAAAGAGACACCACCAAGUUCUGUCGUUACCAUAAUGACUACGGACAUGACACUAAUGAAUGCAGCCAGUUAAAAGACGAAAUCGAAUUCCUUAUUAGACAAGGACACUUGAGAAGAUACGUACGGGCCUCGGGAAAUUCCCAACGAGAAGCUCUAUGUGGCAACGAGCAGGCGUCCACGCGCCAAUGCUCGCCACCAUUACAGCCUGCCCCCGUGGCUGGAACACUCUUAACCAUCUGUGGAGGCCCGCACCUCGCGGGAAAUAGCGGAAAGGCCAGAGAACGAUAUGCUCGGACUCUGCGCCACGACCAGGACAUCGAGAUGAUGACUGUGGAGAACCGUGCACCAAAAAAGGCUCGGUCAGAGGGAGGAGAGAUAACCUUCUCCGACGACGACGCCCAACAGGUCAGGUUCCCACAUUCCGAUCCGCUGGUCGUAGACAUCCAGAUGGCCAAUAUGAUGGUGAAGAGGGUACUGGUCGAUACAGGAAGUUCAGUGAACAUCCUGUACAAAUCAACACUGGAACGCAUGAAAUUGUCCAUGAAGGACUUGGAGCCCUGCAAUCAAACGAUAUACGGCUUUUCUGGAGAAGGACUCGCCCCAGCCGGGUUGAUCAAACUCCCAGAUUUGUCCUAUGAGUGUGCGACAGACGUGUUCGACAUAGCUGGUCAUUACAAAUACAAUAGGGUAAAACGAUAA
This is a messenger RNA of Humulus lupulus (European hop), 3762 nucleotides long. RefSeq lists its product as uncharacterized. NCBI's taxonomy places the organism in Eukaryota, Viridiplantae, Streptophyta, Magnoliopsida, Rosales, Cannabaceae. The transcript is spliced from 4 exons. Bases 1087 to 3762 code for a protein of 891 amino acids. The record is from RefSeq and is a predicted model, not a curated record.